AUGGAGAGUCGGGAUGGAGUGGAAUUCUGUUUCCCACAACUCAUCAACAGCUCCUGCAGGAUAUCCAGCCGUGACUGGACAGAAACUGUGGUUGUAAACACCUUGUCGUACUUCAUCUCUCUGAUCACUGCAGCUCUCAACCUGCUCAUCAUCAUCUCAAUCUCCCACUUCAGGCAGCUGCAUACCUCCACUAACAUCCUCCUCCUCUCUCUGGCUGUCUCUGACUUUCUUGUUGGUCUCCUGUUGAUGCCAGGAGAACUUUAUAGAAAAAAUAGUUGUUGGUUUUUGGGGGAUACCCUAUGCUCUUUUUAUAUUUAUGCAGCUACUACAAUUUUCUCUGCUUCCAUUGGAAACAUUGUUCUUAUAUCAGUUGACCGCCAUGUGGCUAUUUGUGAGCCUCUUCAGUACUCCACCAAAAUCACUGAAUCGAAAACCAAAGUUUGUGUUUGUCUGUGUUGGAUAUUUAGUGUUUUUUACAGGAUUCUGUUUAUGAAAGAUGACCUGAUUCAGCCAGGUAGGAGUAAUUCCUGCAUUGGAGAAUGUGCAUUUGUCACCAACCCUAUUGCAGGAUUUUUUGACAUCAUUUUGAACUUUAUUGCCCCGGUUACAGUCAUUGUAGUUCUGUACAUGAGGGUGUUUGUGGUGGCUAUGUCUCAGGCUCGUGCCAUGCGCUCUAACAUUACAGCUGUUACAAACCAACUUUCAGUGAAUGUAUUCAAGAAAUCAGAGUUAAAAGCUGCUAGGACUCUUGGUGUUCUUGUUGUUGUUUAUCUAAUAUGUUUAUGCCCAUAUUAUGUUUACUCUCUUGUUCAAGUUAAUGUAACCAGUACUUCAUAUGCAUCAUUUUUGUUUUUUCUCCUUUAUUUUAACUCUUGUCUAAACCCUCUGAUCUAUGCCCUUUUUUACCCCUGGUUCAGAAAAGCCAUUAAACUCAUUUUCUCUUUGCAGAUACUGCAGCCCGGCUCCUGUGAGGCCAAAAUAAUGUAG
Molecule: messenger RNA, 987 nt
Organism: Nematolebias whitei (Rio pearlfish)
Lineage: Eukaryota; Metazoa; Chordata; Actinopteri; Cyprinodontiformes; Rivulidae
Product: trace amine-associated receptor 13c-like
Exons: 2
Coding region: 1-987 (328 amino acids)
Biological process (GO): G protein-coupled receptor signaling pathway
Cellular component (GO): membrane
Molecular function (GO): trace-amine receptor activity
Source: RefSeq, a predicted model, not a curated record